AUCGACCUGGAGAACAAAAAAAGAAUUAAUACUGCUUCAAAAUUAUUGAGAUCAUUUGAAACAAACUUCCUUUAAUUGCUGAGAGAUGACUUCCUUCAGACACACCCCAACUACUUCCUAAACUCUAGUAGAGUUGGUGAGUAAUGCAAAAGAAACAUUAGGAAUAAUUUGUCAAGGGGGAGGAGAAAACAAAGAUCCUGUGGGUGUUCACUUCUCAUUGCACAAGUUACAUCAAAACAAUGUGAAGCCUACCAAAGUACCAAUAAGCAUAUCAAAGGCGGAGAUGAAGCCUGAAAACAGUACACCAAUCAUAGGCAGUUAUGCAGUUCAUUCAAGGUCUUCACUGUGUUUAGUAGGUUUAAAAAUACUUAUGCAUUUGCCAAUCCAAACAAGUUCAAAAAUAAACUCAAAAGAGCAAUGUGCAUAUGUUUUCUCCAACAUUUGGUGGAGUUGGUUAAAAAUGCAAAAGAAUCAUCAAGAAUUAUUUGCGAACAUAACAGCAUUCAAAAUCAAGAUCCACUAGAUGAUUUACCGUUCUCAAUUCCCGCCAGUUUCUUGGUAAUAGGGAAUCAUCGUCAUCGGAGGAACCAGUGUCGGAGGAACCAGCGCCGGAGGAACCAGCAAUGCUCGACGACCCCCAAGUAAAUGCCAAUGACGAAGUGCGAUUGGGCCCUGCGUGCACAGAAGAACCCACGCGGCCAAGCCAAGGUGACCAGAGGUGGCGGUUGCGGCGGCUGGCAUGGCGGAGUGCGACGGUUGCGGCGGCUCUCAACAUAUUUCUGAUCUGAAGCGGAAAUGAACUUGUCAACGAACGAGAGAAGAGAAGUGUGAGCAAGGAACCGAGAGAAGGUGGAUGCGCGAUCAGGGAGGACGUGGUGGCGGCGCAGCAUUGGAUGGUGGUGGGUUUCAGGUGCUGUGCUAGGGUUUUUCGUGGAAGAAGAAAGGGUUGAAGCUCGGGGAUUUAGUGCUCCUCUAAUUGCUGUUGAUGGACUUAUUAGUUAUUAUUGAGUAUUAAAUAUUUGUGUCAAAAUGUUUUCUAUUUUCUUACCCAUCCCAGGUCUUCUAUUUUCUAAUUUCUCGAACGUUUUUUCUAUUUCCUUUUCCCUGAUAUGAUGUGAGAUAUAUUUUCUCCAUGAUUGCAUGUUAUUUUUCGGUGGCUGUUAGGGUGCUAGUGCACUCUAGGUUUUGUACCGUGUAAGAGCUAAAAUGACCCACAAUAGUGGGUUUAGCUACCCGUUGAUAAAAAAAAUAAUAAUAGAAGAUUACAAAAAUACCUAUUUUACAUUCUGCCUUCUCUCUACCUCUCCUUCUCCCUUCUCUCUGCCUCUCCCUUCAACAUGUUGCAGAAUAUCAAAAAUCAUGCAUGUUGCAGAUAUAUCAAAAUCAAAAUCAACAAAAGAGAAUGAAGAAAACACAGCGUGGAAAGAAAGUGAUGAUCCCACAUGAUCAGAGAUUGCAUAAAUAAAAAUGAAAAGAACUCGAUGAGCACAAACCACCAUCGAAACCCAGAUUCGCCCAAAGAUCCAACCCACCACCGUGAAUGCGUCUAACCCAGAUUUGGACAGCCAAAAGAUUUUUAGUGACAGAUGGGCAUGGACUAACCAAAUCUGGUUCACUCGAAGAACAACGACCUCCGCCACACCACCUCCCCUUUCCUGAGUCGCGCCUCCAACCACCUCGCCAGCGUUCUCUGCGACCCAGAAGCUGAAGCAGUUCUUCAACCGUGGCGGCGGAAAUGGGGUUGCAUCAAAGUUCCAUCAGGAACAAUCGCUGCCACAACCAAUCAGAUCGAGAAAAUUCAAACCCUCAUUCGGAGACAACCCAGAUUUGGUGCUCUUUUCAGGUUCCGAGGUCCAUUUGCACCCAGAUCAUCUUCCCAGCGACGAUGGCUAACCUCUAGUGUGGGUCUGAUUCUGAGAAAUGGUAGUUCAAAAUCUGGGUUUGGUUCUUAUUUUUAUUCUGAUCUCAUUUAAUCAUUUUGAUAUAAUUUUGGUCAAGGUAUUGAGUGCGUUACAACUUCCUCUUAAAAAAAUUCUGGAUUGAUACAAGGUUUUGGGGAUUGGGGUGAAGGAUUUUAAAAUUAAAAUGGAUUGUUUGUGUGUAUUUUCCAGAGAAAGAUUGAGGUGUUCUCCCCUUUAUUGUUGUGUAGAGAUUCUUCCAUAGCUACAUUGUUGAUUCAAGCGUAUUAUGAUUUGUGCUUUUGUGUCUCAGUUUUCUGAGAUUUGAAUCUUUCAAGUAUUGAGGAAGAAAGGUAGGGGUUUUAAUGUAAAAGACAAAUUAAAAUCAUAAUAAAUUAUAAAUCUAAAAUUACAGGUUCAAUAGGUAACCCAUAUGGCAUCUUAACAGAAUAUUCUAUUUUUGUGGUUGUGAAAGUGUCUUGCACCGGUGCAUGACCCAACAGCUAUUGCACCUUAUACUCCACCUUAUUUUUCCUUGUUCUAAUUUUUCUCCUUAUUUAGAAAAUAGAACUCAGAAAUUUGAUUCUUAGAAAUAUUAUGAUGGGAAUGUUAUUUAAGGGCAAGCUUGAAAAUCCAUAAUACCUGAUAAUAAUUUUUUUUUGAAACUUAUACUAAACAUGAGAUUAUGAGAAUGUUACAUUCUCCGUACUUCUUAACAUAGAAUAUUUAAAGAUCUCUUCUACCAAACGCCCACUAGGAAAAGUUAUUAGUUUGUGUUUACACUUCUUCUCUUCUUUUUCCUUUGAUAUAUUGUGGGCUUAAUUGCACUUUUGGUCCCCCAACUAUGGCCUUCCUGCGAAAAUCGUCCCUAAACUUCAAAAUUAGCAAAACUCGUCCCCCAACUAUACACACAGUUGCAAUUUUGGUAUUCCGUUAGCAUUCCGUCAGAAAUCUAACGUGAGAAGCUUACGUGGCUUACUCACGCGUUUCUCACGUGAUCAUUCAGGAGAGAGAGUGAUGAGUGGACAAACAUGUGAUUUUCACGUGACCUAACUAAGCUACAACAGGUCAAAAUUAGGGUUUUUAAUUUCAAAACCUAAGGGACCAAAAUUGCAGCUCACAGAAAAUCCUAGGAGAAGAGAACGAUCACGAUGACAGCCAAGAAGGCGACGCCGACGAAGAAGGUGAAGAAGACGACGACAAACAACAAUGGACCCAAGAAGAGGACCCCGAGGAAGAAACCAUCUGCGACCAACAACAAUGGACCCAAGAAGGGGACCCCGAGGAAAGUGAUUGAGAAGAACGUGGAUUGUGACAAGGAAGAAGCAAGUAGUGUGGUCCCAGAACGUGAAGUUUCUCGGGAUGCUGUUCCUUUGCCCUCUACCCAUGUGCGAAGGUAGGAUUUUUUAUUCUUCCCUUUAUCUUUAUGUCAUGUUGAAUGGGUAGUUGAAUUAAAUCAAUGUUGUUUGUUGUCCUUUAGGCUUGAAUUUAAUAUUGUCCUUUAGGCAACAUUGUUGUUUGUUGAAUUUAGGCUUGAAUUUAAUAUUGUCCUUUGUUUUGUCCAGCUCCUUAGUGUCUAAUAGUAUAAGAAUACUGCUGCAUCAUGGUGGGAAAUUGACCUUUGAACCCAAAUUUGAAUAUCAUGGUGGUUCUGUAGAACAAUUGGUUGACUGGGACACAGAUGUAAUAUCUUCUAUUGAGAUGGGUAAGGAGGUAUUUAAAUUAGGGUAUAAGGCUUUUAAAGCUUUAUGGUACAGGCACCCUGGGGCAAUAGGUCCAAGUGGGAAUAGGCGUAUAAUCACUGAUAAGGAUGUGCACCAGUUCUGCUCUGAUGUUAAGGGGUAUAAUCUAGUCCAUUUAUUUGUUGAGCAUGACAAUGAGAUAUCAUUAGAUGUUGUUGACUCAGAUGAUGAUGUGGCAAUAGUUGAUAGGUUGGAUGUGAUUUGUGGAAAGUUGAUUCAGGGAGGAAAGGAUGUGGAAAAGGAUAAGGUGAUUCAAGAGGAGGUUGUUUCUGUGGCACUAGAGUGUGAGAAGGAUGAAGUGGUUGAAGAAGAACCUGAUAAGGAAAGGGUGGUGGAAGAAGAGGUUGGUAAGGAAACCUGAGAACUAUGUGGAUCCAAGCUACAGGAAAUCAACUUUCCUGGAAACAUAUUCUUAUCUAAUCCAGCCCAAUAAUGGGCCUAAGUUAUGGCCAGAAGAUCCUGCACCACCCCUGAACCCUCCUUUUGUAAGAAGAGCUCCUGGGAGGCCAAAGAAGGCUAGAAACAAGGCAAAUGAUGAGAAGAAGAACCCUACAAAGUUGAAGAAAGGAGGUUCUGCACUAAAAUGUAGAAGAUGUGGAGGACAAGGGCACAAUGUAAGAACUUGCAAAGCCAAGGACCUAGCUGACAGAGAGAUUCCUGUUGGAGGGAAUAAGGAUAACCCUACACUACUGCAACCUGAGCAGAGGGAUGUGCAAACUACUCAAAAUGCAACUCAGGAUGCACCUCCUGUGAGCCAGACCCAGGGUGAUCCUCCUCUUAGCCAAUCUCAGGCUCCACAGGCUCCACAAUCUCAGGCUCCACAUGCUCAAGCUAAAGGGAAAGGGAAAGUGAAACAGCCAGCCAAAGGGAAACAGGGACACAAUGCUAAGGGAGGAAAGAAGAGGAAGCUUGGAGAAGUUAGUGGAUCAAAGUAGUAAUGUGUUUUAGGCUUCAAAAAGUGUAAUGUGUUUUAGGCUUAAGUGACAAUCUUGCAAUGUGACUCUUUUUAAUGUUUCUGUAAUGUGGUUUAGGCCUAAGUGCCAAUUGAGCAAUGUGACUCUUUUUAUGGUUUCUGUAAUGUUGUUAAGGCCUAAGUGCCAAUUGUGUACUCUACUGUGGGUGUUUGAUGACAAAUGAAGGCCUAAGUGCCACUGUUAUUUUGUUGAA
This is a messenger RNA of Lotus japonicus, 4807 nucleotides long. RefSeq lists its product as uncharacterized. NCBI's taxonomy places the organism in Eukaryota, Viridiplantae, Streptophyta, Magnoliopsida, Fabales, Fabaceae. The transcript has 3 exons. Gene Ontology annotation, molecular function: nucleic acid binding; zinc ion binding. The record is from RefSeq and is a predicted model, not a curated record. The coding region runs from base 3934 to 4575 and encodes 213 amino acids.